Molecule: messenger RNA, 1160 nt
Organism: Scaptodrosophila lebanonensis
Lineage: Eukaryota; Metazoa; Arthropoda; Insecta; Diptera; Drosophilidae
Gene: Taldo
Product: probable transaldolase
Exons: 3
Coding region: 47-1051 (334 amino acids)
Biological process (GO): pentose-phosphate shunt; carbohydrate metabolic process; pentose-phosphate shunt, non-oxidative branch
Cellular component (GO): intracellular anatomical structure; cytoplasm
Molecular function (GO): transaldolase activity
Source: RefSeq, a predicted model, not a curated record
GCCUGCACACAUUUUUAAGAACCUUUUCAUAUUUAAGUCCGGGACAAUGGAUUGCGGGUGCAGUAGCGAUCAGUCAAAAAAGCGAAAAAUGUCGGCUUUGGAACAACUUAAACAGGUUACAACAAUUGUUGCUGACACUGGAGAUUUUGAAGCAAUUAACAUUUACAAACCUACCGAUGCAACCACCAAUCCUUCCCUCAUCUUAUCCGCGUCCACGAUGGAGCGCUACCAACACUUGGUCCAGAGUGCAGUUGAUUAUGGAAAAAAGCAAAAGGGAUCUUUGGAUGAUCAAGUCGCGGAAGCUAUGGAUUAUUUAUGUGUCUUGUUUGGGUGUGAAAUUUUGAAAAUAGUCCCGGGAAGAGUAUCAACCGAAAUAGACGCCCGUUUGUCUUUCGAUACAAAGAAGAGUGUGGAUAAGGCAUUGAAGUUGAUUGGCUUGUAUCAAUCUCAGGGUAUCCCAAAGGAUCGCAUUUUGAUUAAACUCGCUUCAACAUGGGAGGGCAUAAAAGCUGCCGAAAUUCUGGAAAAAGAACACUGUGUGCAUUGCAACUUAACACUGUUGUUUUCGUUUGCGCAGGCGGUAGCAUGCGCAGAAGCAGGUGUCACCUUAAUAUCGCCAUUUGUUGGUAGAAUUUUGGAUUGGUUUGUGGCCAACACCGAUACAAAGAAAUUUGAGCCUUUAAAUGAUCCUGGUGUGAUUUCGGUAACAAGCAUAUAUAACUACUACAAGAAAUUCGGCUAUAAGACCUUAGUAAUGGGAGCAUCGUUUAGAAAUACUGGAGAAAUUAAAGCUUUGGCGGGCUGCGAUUUGUUGACAAUCAGCCCAACACUGCUAAAGGAAUUGGAAAACGAAACAGAUUCAGUGGAUCCAUUAUUGACGGAGAGAAAUGCAAAACUACAGGAUAUUGAGAAAAUUGAUGUUGAUGAGUGUACAUUCCGCUGGAUGCUGAACGAAGACACUAUGGCUACUGAUAAACUUUCCGAAGGCAUUAGGAAAUUUGCUGUAGACACAGUAAAGUUGGAAAAAUUAAUCAAAAGUUAUUUUAAGUAAAUUUGUAUCAUAUUUGAUCUCUUAAAUUUUUUAUAACAUUUUUUCGUGGGUUUUAUCGUUUGGAUAAAAAAAAGAAAUCAGUUCUGUCAAUAAAUUCCAUGCAAAUGAA